CCGGGAGCGUGCCAGUGCACUGCUAGCAAGAAUUUGGGUGGUUGAGUUGUUGCAUCAAGCUGAACGCGUGUCGGGCAUUUGCCGUGCUCUAAAUCGUUUAUUUCACGACAGUGAAGUGUCAUGAGUGAGGUCGAGUAUCUUCGUGGAUUGGAAGGCUUACUGAACGAGCUGUUCUCUCAGGAUUGCAGCAAUGAACGGAAACGGGAGAUCGAACAAAUUCUCAGCCAGUUUCAACAGCAGUCUGGAUCGUGGCGCUACUGUCUUUACUUUCUUAAGCAGUCACGUAAUCACUUUGUUCUUAUGUUUGCACUGAAAGUGUUGGAGGAUCUGGUGAACAAAAUGUGGGCAUCUGUUGUUGAUAAAGAUCGACUAGAAGUGCGACAGUUUCUUCUGGACUUUGUAAUGUGGAGCCAUGGUUCAAUGUUAGUAGAAAAUUAUAUACAGAAGAAAGCUAUCAAAGUGGUGGUUGACAUUGGCAGAGCUGAUUGGCCACACAAAUAUCCCGAAUUUUUUAUUAGCAUUAUUCAGCUGAUUCAGGACCCUGACAAGUGUAGCCUUGGCCUUGUAAUGGCAUUGACUGCAUCUGAAGAGUUGGCAACUCCGAGGGAAGAUUUGAGCAUGGCAAGGAAGGAAGAGCUUCACAAAUUGCUACUUGAGAUUGUGCCAAAACUAUUAGCUGUUACUUUGUCUGUUUUGGAGAGAAUUGCUGACAGACAGCGCCAAACAGUGGCAGAAACUCCUCCUUCUUCUCCAGAUAGACUGUCUCAGGCCAUAUCUUGUGAUUCUUCGAUUAAGUUCCAAUUGCCUGCCUCUCAGCAAGAAAGAAAACCACCCCAUCAUUAUGCUCCUUUGGAUGUUCGGUCAGAAGAGUUGAGCAACCAUGCAUUGGAGUGUUUGGUUCACGUGUUUAGUUGGGUGCCACUGGCAACAGCUCUUUCGCCUAGCCUCUUGACUACUAUUUUUCAUUUUGCCACGGUGGGUUGUGAGAUCGGAGUGAAUGCGCAAAGUUCAUCUUGUGCAAAUCUGGGCAGUCUUGCCAUGAGCUGUAUCAAUGAGUUGGUAUCAAAGCACCAGAUUCCGAUAGAGUAUGAAGACUUCCUUGUCACUCUCUUUGUGCAAACGUUUAAUCUUCUUGAAAGAAUCACCGAAGAAGUAAUUCCAGGUUCUAAUGCCAGUGGAGAGCCAGAGAACCUUCUUCGUCAUUUGGAGGACAGCUAUAUUGAGAAGUUCUCUGAGCUGCUUAGAGUGUUUGUCAGUAAUCACUUGAGGCGUGUUGAAUCUAGUGGCUUCUUUUCUAUCCAUGACUUUUUGUCAUUACUGUACAAGUACACUUUUAAACAGCCUUUGUUGGAUGGUUUCUUUAUGUCUCUCGAAAUUUGGGAUGCAUUUCUUGACUACAUCAUUGGAAAAACAGCAAGUCCCAAUUGGCAAGCGUCUGUGGCUGGCACACAUGAUCAAUACAAGGAAGUAGUGCUGUCUCUGGUAGACAGUCUGCUAAAGAAGGCACAGUUUCAGUAUAAUAGUACUGAAUUACAGGAUAUGGAGAAUGAAGGUGAUGCUGAGCAAGAAUCCGAAUGGCAGCACUUCGUAAGUCGAAUUCUUGAUAUUGCUGCUAAAGCAGCUGAACUCUAUGCUGAUGAAGUAAUUCACAUGAUGCUUGCUGUCUUCUCCAACAACGUCAGUGUAUAUGAAGGAAUACAUCACCUAAUUACAGAAAAUGAGCAAGGUCAGUCGCUGCAAGUUGCUACAGCUAAAGAUGCCGAGCAGCUUCAUACAGCUUUAAGAGACCUGACUACAAGCAUCCAGGCUCUUGGGUCUGUUGUUGAUCACUUUAUUGGUGAUCAAUUUAUGAAUCGAUAUGAGCGGGCAUAUGCCUUGGUGGACAAGCUGUGUAAGGUUGUUCUGUACAGCACACAGCAUGCACUUUUUGUGAUUACAACUCCGGUGUCAGAAUUGAUUCAACCAGCUUUGCAGGAUGUGCAUGCACAAGGGCUGGCUACCCUUCGAACAUACUGUCAUUGGUUGUCACAGUUCUAUGUUGAAACUGCUAGGCGACGAGAACAUGAAGACAUGUGUGCUGGUCUCAUUGUUCAGGAAGUUGAUGCUAUAGCUUCUGUUCUAGACAGAGUUGCACCAGAGACAGUUCACAUGGCAGCUGCUGCCUUGCUGGUAUCCCUCUGCACCACUGUGAGACCACAUUACAUUCUAAGCAUGAAGCCGCUACAGUUGAUGCUGAAGAAUGCAGCUUCGGGAUCUCUUGCAGCAUUGCCGUAUCAAGCACAGCUGUUAACGUUCAAAGGACUUUCCAGUGCUUUAGUCAUCCCUUGGCCAGAACUUGCUGAUACCGACCAGCAGUGGGAUGCACGAGCAGCUGAACAUGAAAAGCUUUUGAAGGGGUUAUCACAGCAGUUUCGUCUGAUACAUUCUGUGGAGAGUUUUGUUGGUGACAGAGAUUUACAAGGAAGGGCAGCACCUUUCAUCAAGCGAGCUUUAGCUAUUCUGACUGAAAUACUAGAUGCUGUAAAAUACCAAGGAACGAAGUCAAAACUCAUUGUAUUUCAAGCUGUCCGAGAGCUAAUGGAAUCCUGUUUGGUGUUAUUCACUGUGUACAUCAGACAGCCAGAUGUGAUUGAUUCCAUUAUGACAUUCCUUUUGAUACUUUGUGAUUCCUUGAAAGUACAAGUUGGUCCAAAGUUUAUUGAGAAGACAAUACAGACGAUAAUGAGUUUGUUUACUAGUGAACAGAUGUGCGAGACUGUUGUGAAAGAGAGUGAGAAUGGCUGUCGAGUGAUUGAACGGUUUUUGAGGUUGCUACAGGUAGUGGUUCAGGAACAAGGAAGGGCAUUCAAAGGAUUUCUUCCUAACAUAAUUGCAUUCUGUAUGGAACAGAUCCAUCCAUUGGUUGCUCAUAGAGAUGUUCCUGAUAUCAACUCCGUCAUGUUCGAACUGCUACAAGAUGUACUGGUUCAUCACUGGCGACAUUUCUUCCCCACUUCUGUUCUUCAAAAAGUCAGGAACUCUUCAAGCUUGGAUGAGCCAAUUGAUAAUGAAGGCCAGUUUAUGGUCAUCAUGAAGGCUAUAGGAGAGUCUCUGCUUCGACCUGACAUCACUUUCUUCAAACAGAAUCUGACUGCUCUGGAGAAUCUCAACAGCAAAUGGCGUCUUUACCAUAAGGCGGUUAUCCGCGGUGGCCUUCUUGCCCAGCUUCUCAGCGUGUUGUUGCAUGUAUUGGUAAAGAAAUCUCACGACUUGCUGCGCGAGGAAAUAACCGUCGCUCUGCACAACAUGGCAGCUGUCGACUUCGACCACUUCUACCGUCAUUUCCUGCCACACUUCUUGUGGUCAGAACUGGAAGGGUUGACGGACACUCAGAGGGAGGAGUUGGCGAAAGGAGUCAAUUUGCACAAAGACCUACCGACGUUUACGCAAACUAUACAUCGACUGACCAGCGACGUUCGGUACUAUGUGGUCUGUAAUAGUAGUCUCCCAGCAGGCUCUGUGAAGUUGUAGAAUGGUUGCGUGGGAGAGGAAACUAAAAUGUUGCUGUAAGCGUACUGUACUAUUUUUCUACCGUACGAUUUGUCUUGACGAUAUUAUGAAAUAUAACAGCUGCGCCGCAGUAGGGCAGCUUCGUA
Messenger RNA from Corticium candelabrum, 3635 nucleotides. Its product is annotated as exportin-6-like. Gene Ontology annotation, biological process: protein export from nucleus. Bases 121 to 3510 code for a protein of 1129 amino acids. The transcript has 18 exons. The record is from RefSeq and is a predicted model, not a curated record. NCBI's taxonomy places the organism in Eukaryota, Metazoa, Porifera, Homoscleromorpha, Homosclerophorida, Plakinidae. Gene Ontology annotation, molecular function: small GTPase binding; nuclear export signal receptor activity.